Fopius arisanus is the source of this 2314-nucleotide messenger RNA. Its product is annotated as putative protein arginine N-methyltransferase 9. Bases 78 to 2276 code for a protein of 732 amino acids. Gene Ontology annotation, cellular component: nucleus. Gene Ontology annotation, biological process: peptidyl-arginine methylation. The transcript has 3 exons. The record is from RefSeq and is a predicted model, not a curated record. Gene Ontology annotation, molecular function: protein binding; protein-arginine N-methyltransferase activity. NCBI's taxonomy places the organism in Eukaryota, Metazoa, Arthropoda, Insecta, Hymenoptera, Braconidae.
GUAGACCGGUAAACAUCAACAUCUCGGUGUUGAUAUAAUUAUUUUCAUUUUAAUUAUUUAUAGUAGAUUAGUUGAGGAUGCAGAAGGAAAUACAGGAUCUCGUGGAGAAGUCGUUGAAGAAGGCGAGAAGGCUGAGGGCGGCGGGUAAUUACGGUCAUGCAUAUGCUCAUUACACUGCUGUCGUGGAAUUGGCACCUGACAGAAGACCUGAGGUCGAGCAGGAAUUUACUGAUGUCCUGUGCAAGUGGGGAAUGGAUUUGGAGAAGGUUGACUUUGAAAAGACUGUUCUGUGCUACACUAGAUCUCUGGAGAUUUUUUCGGAGAAUCCACGAAUGCUCAAUAAUUGCGCUGCACAUUACCUGAGACAAGACUCCCCGAGAGAGGCUCUUCCAUACCUAAGACGUGCCCUAUCGGUCUCCCCAGACUUCCUCCCCGCCGAGUGGAACCAGGACUACGCCUAUAACCUGCUGAUAGACCGUUGGCAUUUUCCAAUGCUGAACGAUCGAGUCCGAAACACGAGAUACGAGAGAGCAAUCUCCAACAAAAUCUCCCAGGGCUACACAACAGUCCUAGACAUCGGUACAGGCAGUGGUCUCCUGUCCCUCUACGCCAGGGACUCUGGAGCCCUCCGGGUGUUCGCCUGCGAGCUCUCAACAGAGAUGUCCCUGAUCGCUGCCAAAGUCUUCUCCAGGAAUAACAGCAAUGACAUAACACUCCUCCCCCAGCACUCAACAGCCCUCCAAGUUCCUAAAGACAUCAUCCAGAGGGUAAGGCUCAUCGUCACGGAGACCUUCGAUGCUGGAGUCUUCGGGGAACUCGUCCUCUCGAGUCUCAUCCAUGCCCACGAACACCUCCUCGCCGAUGAUGGAAUUGUCCUCCCCAUGAGAGCAACUGUCUUCGCCGCAGCUGUCGAGAGUCCACAGAUUCGUUUCAUGUCGUUUGUCACAGCCAAAUCCGAUGUCACCCUGAAUUUCACAGGGAUCGAUAUCUACUCCGAUAACAAAAAUUACGAUGCCAUCAGCCUCAAGCAGGAGGAGACACUCUACAUGACAGAUCCUGUCGAGGUACUUCGAGUGGACUUCAAUAAUUUGACUCAACUCAAGGAACUUCACACUCAGGGCAUGAAAAAUAUUCAUUCAGUCAAGGUGAAGAGGAAUGGAAUGAUCGACGGUGUUGUGACGUGGUUCAGGCUUCAACUCGAUGAGGAGAAUAUCCUGGACACCUCGGAGGAGGACUCAUGCUGGCAGUUCGCAGUAUUCGCUGACAAGCCAGUGAAGUGCCAAUUGAAUCAGGAGUUGAAGAUCGUGACAGAGUUGUGGCAGGAGAAAUUGCACUGCAUCUACGAGUUCCCAAAGGAGAGCCCCGAGAACUCAACCUGGAGAAGGUGCAAAGGGUUCUUCUUCAUCCCCCAGCAUGUCAUAAUGUUCCUGAAUGACGAGGACUACGUCACCGCCAUAUCCCGAGUUGCCAAGUCCCACAGAGACAACAGAUGCCGAUUUAUCCUGGACGCCUGUCCAUUUCCAGUUUAUGGGUUGGAGAUGCUCAAGUGGAAUGAGGAUGUACUGAGGGUGUACUGUUACGCUGAGACUGAGCAGCUGGGUGAAUUGAUCCUGAGAAUCGCUGAUCAGAGUGGAAUCGACAAGGAGAGGAUCUGUAUUGUCGAGAGCAUCGACGAGAUAGACAGGUGUUUGGAUGUAAUAUUCAAUCACAAUUUCAGCAUUCAAGGGGAGAUCAAUGACUGGAGUGAACCCAGUUUGUACGACGCCCUGAGACUCACCCUCGCAACCGAUGGCUUUAUGCUCCCCAGUAAGAUAUUUCUCAUCGGUCAGCUCGUACACUCCGAGGAUCUUCCCAGGAUGGUGUUCGUUGAUGACAAUAAUGUUCAGAGAUCACUUGGAUCAUCUGACUACGUUCUCGGUGAAUUUGUCAAUCGUUACUCCUGCAGGCAACGAUUUGAUCUUGACUCCACACUCUAUAACUACGAAGAGGUCACCCAGGAGAGGGUUCUCGUCCAGAUUGACGAGGGCAAUGCCACAACUGCGGUCGCUGAUUUUGGGAUAAUCCAGGGGGAUGUACUUCCCAAUGUUCUCAUCUGCUGGUACACUAUUCAUCUCGAUGAUGACAACUGCAUCAGCUCCAGGAGAGACAACUCAUUCAUGAAUCAUUCAGCUAUUGUACUUGGGGAUGAUCUCAAGGGCAUUGUCCAGAGGCGCGAGAAUGUCAGAUUUAAGGUCUUACAGAUGAAGGGACUUACCAGGGUUACUCUCCUUUCGUGAAAUGUAUGGGUGUAAUAAAUGUUUCUAUGUGAUUUUUA